CGUAAGAUUUAAGGAGGAAGUUACAUAUUUUUACCUUAAGUUUGAACGCCAGCACGGCUUCCUUCGACUCUGACUCUGAUGUAGGUGACCUGCAGGUGUAAGUCCACAGUUUGCACGCUUUUAUUUUGAAGCAACACGCAGGGGGUGGGGUGGGUGGUGGUGGUGGGAGGCCGAGCACAAGAUGAGAUUCUCGGCGUGCGUUUCUGUGCUGCGGUCGGUCGGCCCGGUGGUGAUCGGGAUCUCUUUAGGCUUCACGCUGAGUUUAUUGAGCGUGAACUGGACGGAGGAAGCGUGCUACCUGGACGGCAAGGAGGCUGAGGAUGUCACCUCAGGUCAGGACGGGCUGCUCAAAGGAGCCAGAAAGCCCAACUCUAUUUCUACAGGCAAUGAGGUGGAGUCCGAGGAGGAUUUGGAGCCCAGAAUAGUCCCAUAUAAACAAGUCCAACAGGGUCCAACAAAGAAAGUGUUCAGGGCUAAAUACAUAAGCACAGAGUUGGGGAUGCGGGAGCGUCUGUUCGUCGGGGUCCUGACGUCCAAAAACACCAUAAACACUCUGGGCGUAGCUGUCAAUCGCACCAUCAGCCAUCACCUGGACUCUGUGAUAUUCUUCACCGGCAUGCGCAACCGCAAAGUCCCUCACGGCAUGUUUGUCGUCUCUCACGGCGACGAAAGGCUGAUAUGGAACAUGUUUCAGAACAUCAAAUACAUUCUAGACCAUUACAUCAACGAAUACGACUGGUUUUACUUCGUCCAAGACGACGCCUACACCGAAGCGGACAGGAUCAAAGGCCUGGUGGAUCACCUGAGUAUGGAUCGAGAGCUGUACAUGGGCAGUCCCGAGGAGUUCAUAGGUGGAGAAAUGGAAGGGAAGUACUGCUACGGAGGGUUCGGGUACAUCCUGUCUCGAACCUUGCUCCUCCGGCUCCAGCCCUACCUGGAAAACUGCAGGAACGACAUCCUGAGCGCAAGGCCCGACGAGUGGCUCGGACGAUGCAUCAUUGAUUACACGAGCACUAACUGCGUCAGUGAAUUUCAGGGACUUCAGUACCACCAUUAUGAGUUGGGAAAAAACUCUGAUCCAAGUAAAGAACAAAGUGAACAGUUCAAGAAAGCUCUGACUGUCCAUCCAGUGUCCGACCCUGAACAGAUGUACAGGCUGCACAGACACUUCACUGAGAUGGAACUCCAGAAGACUUACGAUGAGAUUGCUAAGCUGCAGGCAGAAAUAAAAAACGUGAGCGUGGUUGCUUUUGACGGCAACCGAAGCUCCCAGUGGCCCGUCGGGAUCAAUCCACCUUUUGAACCGAAGUCCCGUUUUGAAGUCCUGAAGUGGGAACACUUUACAGAAGAGGAGAUUUACUCGUGCAUCGAUGGCUCUCCAAAGUGUGAACUGCAGGGUAUUGAUCGCAUGGAUGUGGCUGAUGUCAUUGAGGUAGCCAUGGUCGAGCUGAACAAGAAGUACAAGCCAAUCCUUCACCUGAAGAAGCAGCAGCUGAUUAACGGGUACAGGCGCUUCGACCCCGUCAGAGGAAUGGAGUACACCUUGGAUCUUCAGCUGGAGGUCGUGAACCAAAAAGGUCACAGCCGUUCCAUUACCAAGCGAGUUCAUCUGGUGCGACCUUUGAGUCGGAUUGAGAUCAUCCCCAUGCCCUAUGUCACUGAGGCUACAAGGAUUCACAUCAUUAUGCCUCUUACUUCUCAGGACCGAAGCUCUGUCGACCAUUUCCUGGAAAUGUUUGCCUCAAAUGCUUUUGAGACCAGUGAAAAUGCAAUCCUAACGUUCUUGUUUAUUUAUGACCCAGUGGAGGCGCAGCAAGUUAACCAGAAUGAUAUAUUCGCCGGUGUGAAGGCACAGAUAAACACCUAUGAACGCAAAUACCCAACCGUAAAAAUCCCCUGGAUUAGUGUCAAGACGGAAACGCCAUCCCAGAUCAAGUUCAUGGACAUCAUCUCCAAGAAGCACCCAGUUGACUCGCUGUUCUUCUUGGCCAAUGUCAACACGAAUGUCAAUUCAGAAUUUCUGAACCGCUGCCGCAUGAACUCCAUAAACAACUGGCAGGUGUUCUUCCCCAUUCACUUCCAGGACUUUAACCCCGACGUGGCCUACCACAACCAGCAGCAUCCAGCCACGGUGGAUCUGAUCAAGGACGCGGGCCAUUUCGACCGCAGGGCAUUCGAAGAAGCGUGCUUUUACAACUCUGACUACAUGGCGACACGCACGCGAAUGGUGGCGGACAUCCAAGAGAACGAGGAGAUCCUGGAGACCCUGGACAUCUUCGACAUGUUCUUGAAGUACUCGGGUCUGCACGUAUUCAGGGCGGUGGAGCCGGCGUUGCACCAGCAGUACAGCUACCAAGCCUGCAACCCGCGACUGAGUGAAGACAUCUACCACAGAUGCGUGCAGAGCAACUUGGAAGGUCUGGGUUCUCGCUCCCAGCUCGCCAUGCUGCUGUUUGAGCAAGAACAAGGCAACAGCACUUAAACACCAGUGGACUCCGGCUCUCCUGCUCCGUCUUUCAAUGGAUGAAUAUUGUCUUGAUGCACGCUAGAAUUUGGGACAACCCAUUUCUGGAGGCUGAAGGAUCAUCGAAGAUCGUUCGGUUUGUUAAAAGUUUUUAGUUAGUUUGGAAAAAUGAAUGCAGUACAUUCCCAAUGAAACCUUCCCUUAAAUGUUUACAAUACUUCUAUGUACAGAUGAGUUGCUUGAACCAAAUGUUUCCGCUGCUCUGACGAAUUUUGAAAGCUGCGUUAAGUUACUUUUGACCACUGGAUGUCAGAAACUCACAGCAGCAGAGCCUUGACUUAGUGCUGGCUUAUCCAGUCAAUGUUUAAGAUGUCAACUACACAUCCAGAGGACACACGGCUACGUAGAAUCAGAGUUACUAGCAGCAAAGCUUUCACAUAUAUUUUUUCAAGUCAAUAGAAUUAAUGUUAAUAUCAAAGAUAUUGUUUAAUUAAUGUAUAGCUAUGAAUGUAUAGCAUAUAUAUGGAUAUACAUUAGUAUAUUGCACCAAAUGUUGUGUGCUCCUUCACAUUGAAACAUUGAGCUUUUGAGUAUUUACAAAAGCUCAUCUUUUUGUGCCUUGUCACUGACUUUUCAUAUGCUGACUGUUUUGAAAUGAUCUUUUAUGUUACACAGUUUUGCAGUUUACACCUUCAGGUAAUGCACAGCUGACGUUUUUGCAUUAGAACUUAAAGCAUUAAUAAUAUUUCUGAAUGGGUGGGAGAUGGUAUCUUUCACUGUGGAUAAAGUAAUGCUACAUAGUUAGGAGAACUGAAUGGGUAGUUAACUUUACAUUUUUUUAAAGGGGUCAGUCAAGAUCCCAACCAUCCACAGGUUGUAUACGUGCCUCGAAGCAGGGAGGAAGUUGGUAGAGAUUAUCUUCUGCUGGUCUUCAGAGGUCAUAGAUGAAGACUAGUGUAUUCCAGAAGUCUGCACAUGACUUAAAGUUUUGUCCUUUAAAACCUUUUGAUGUUGCACGAACAUUUACAUGCAGGAGGCAAAGGAGAAUUAUGAAUAAUGGGGUAAGUGUCUGAAGUGAUGCCCAGGUGAAUCCUUAUAAAACAGGAUUUAAUAAGUUUAGAAAUGAUUGAAAUUAAGAAUGUAUGAAACAUCAAGUAUAGCAGACAUUUUUUUUAUAUAUACUCUGAAAGAAGGUGUGGAAAUGUUCCAAAGUAUUUUUGGACUGUAUUGUCAAAGUUUUUGUAAGUUAUUGAAUGAUGCGCUCAGUUUUAGAAAUGGUUGCUUUACCCAGUCGCAGUGCAGUCCAAUGGGAGGCCUUUUCUACUUUACUGAGUGGUGGUUGUGGAGGUAGUUGUACUGGACACAAGAAAGUUAUUCGUAUGUUAUAAUGUGCAAUAUUACAGAUAACACAACUGGCUUGAUGUCCAAUGGAGGGUGGGACUUUUAAUUUCAAAUGAAUUUGCUGUAAGUAGAGCAGUGCGAGUCCAUGACAUUACAUAACGUUAGACUGCUUUCCUUUCAAUGUUAAGUAAAUACACUGUAACUUUUUGACAAGACCUUUAAUGUAUUUUACUGACACCAGACACUUGUCAUCAUCAAAUUUACUUUGAAAUACAUAAAAUGAAGGCAUGUCAUUUUUAUUUAACGUUAAUUGGACGCAAACGUAUUUAUUGGAAACACUACAUCCAGAGUGGUGCUCCUCGACACUGUUUGCUGUGUUUUCUGCCAUGUGAACAAAGACCACAGAGGUCAAUCUUUAUAACGCAUCUCUUUCUUGACGAGAGCAGAAGAGUACGACACUAAUAAUGUGCGCGUUUGGAAACCGAAUCUUCCAAAAAAACCACUGUGAAAGAUGGAGGGCUUAGAUUACAGUAUGAAGUUAUCGUGGUGAUCUGCGUCGUCUCUGCCUUCUCUAGACGUGAGAAGCUUAAAAUUAAGCGAGCGUGGCAGAUUAAUCACCCAGUGUUGUUAGCACAGCCACCGUCGCUGGGUGAAGUCUCUUAAGUAUUUUGUUCAUAACUUAUUUAUCUGUCAUUUCACUAUGAAUUAUGCAGAUUCUGAAUACUUCCGCACUAACGGAGACUUUCAUGACGCUCUCUGCGCAUGUAUAAAUAUUUUAUAGAUUCUAUUUUUAAGCCUUUUGUAGCUUUAUGUACACAGCGAUUGAUACUUUACUAUUUUUGGUGACACAAAACAUAAACUGUAUCCUACUUUGUAUUUUGUGCUUUGAAAAUGACGUCAUUUGACCACGAAGACGAUUUAAAAAAUAUGUUUUUGUUACUCUCACUUUCAAUCAAGUAAAUCAUUUAAAAAAGCAGGCAAAUACAUAGGCUCAUUUUUAAUUUCUAUUGAUGUUUGAAUCGGUUAACAUUGUUUUAUGCAUAUGGGUACUAGUAUAACCAAAGCAAUACGUUUUAAAUAAUACUCAUCACAUUAAAUUGUGUGCUGUAAUUUCUAAUGAACUGUGAACUAUUGUAAUU
Molecule: messenger RNA, 4944 nt
Organism: Anoplopoma fimbria (sablefish)
Lineage: Eukaryota; Metazoa; Chordata; Actinopteri; Perciformes; Anoplopomatidae
Gene: chpfa
Product: chondroitin polymerizing factor a
Exons: 4
Coding region: 182-2482 (766 amino acids)
Cellular component (GO): Golgi cisterna membrane
Molecular function (GO): glucuronosyl-N-acetylgalactosaminyl-proteoglycan 4-beta-N-acetylgalactosaminyltransferase activity
Source: RefSeq, a predicted model, not a curated record